This is a messenger RNA of Macrobrachium nipponense, 471 nucleotides long. RefSeq names its product glycyl-glycine endopeptidase ALE-1-like. The transcript is spliced from 2 exons. Bases 1 to 471 code for a protein of 156 amino acids. Lineage: Eukaryota; Metazoa; Arthropoda; Malacostraca; Decapoda; Palaemonidae. The record is from RefSeq and is a predicted model, not a curated record.
AUGUUGCCUAAAUACUCGCAGAGCAUCAACACGGUGGCAAAGGACCUGGUGUUCCAGGCUCCCAAGAAGCCAUUGCAUCAGCCAAGGAGGGCGACCCCCCAAAAAGAGGCAUGCACAUCAGCAAGGACAGACGUAAAUUCCAAAUUACCUACACCAGUCAAAACUGAUGUUGCUUCUAAAGAAACUGAUGCACCAGCCAAAGCUGAUGCUGCCUCCGAAGAGGUUGAUGCCUCAGCCAAGGCUCAUGCUGCCUCCAAAGAGGCCGGUGCACCAGCCAAAUCUGAUGCUGCCUCUAAAGAGGCUGGUGCACCAGACACAGCUGAUGCUGCCUCCAAAGAGGCCAGUGCUCCAGCCAAAGCUGAUUCUGCCUCCGAAGAGACCGGUGCACCACCCAAAGCUGAUGCUGCCUCCAAAGAGGACGGUGCACCAGCCAAAGCCGAUGCUAUUGAAGUUGUAGACAUUUUAAUUUGA